AUGGAAGAUGAAACACAUCACAAAAGCACCCAACAACUCACUUCCUCGUUUCUCCACUCUUUCAGGGGAGCCGCCAGGGAUCUAGGUGUCAACAAUCCAAUCUUCUCCCUCUCCGUGUCCGUCGAUAUCCAACCAGCCGCCACUGCAGUGAUCCUGGACCUCGAAACGGAAUCGGCGGCCACCUCCCUUCUCUCUUCUGAUCCAAAUCUCUUCAAACUAUCUAAAUUGCUCACCGACCUCAAAACCCUUCACCGGGAUCUCGAGAAAUUGAGUGGGUACAGCUUGAAAUCCAUCCUCCGACGCCGAAUCACCGCUUGUAGAAUAUACCAGCUCGGGUCCAAGAUCGAGGCGGAGAUUCAGGUGUAUUUCGAUCGGGAGCAGAUUCAGAAGCUUGCGAGGACGCUCCAAUUGACGGAGGAGGACGAGGAGAAAUUUAGGUUACUUGAGGAGUUUGUGGAGCAGUUAGGUACGAGAUUCGAUAGCGAGUUCCAGGAAUCAAUUCUGAAAGCGAAACUCUUCUCAAUCCUCGAAUCGCAACUGUGCGAAUCGGAUCGGUGGCCGACGACCAGAGUCAAGGAACGCGUGGCGCGAGACAUCGUCGGGUUGGUCCGGUUCAACAAGGACGUGCUCGUCGACCUGGUUCUAAUGGGCCCGACGGUUCACCGGAAAUCCUCUCCUUCCUCUGUUGUUGGUUUCGCGAUGAAUCGGAGGAGAAGUCGCCGGAGGAGAGACUAUACUUACUGGACGGAGAAAAAGAUCUAA
Messenger RNA from Linum tenue, 762 nucleotides. The record is from the annotation of a GenBank genome assembly. NCBI's taxonomy places the organism in Eukaryota, Viridiplantae, Streptophyta, Magnoliopsida, Malpighiales, Linaceae.